GACAAAGCACCUAAAAUCGCUAUGGCUGGCGGGACCGCUGGUACAGCCAUCGCUGGUACGCAUGAAAUUGUCUAUGGGCCACCUGGUUACAAAGGUCUUAUCAAAGAGCCUCGCCUCUUUGCUCUGGCAUGUUUCGCCUCGAUCGGCGGGCUGCUAUUCGGCUAUGACCAGGGAGUGAUCUCUGGCGUAUUGGUCAUGAAUAAUUUCGUGGGUUCUACAACCCAGCCCUAUAAUCGGCAGGAUGCCGCUCUCCAAGGAUGGCUGGUCUCAAUAAUGACACUCGGCGCUAUGUUCGGUGCCUUUGUGAACGGACCGAUUUCCGACCGAUUAUCACGCAGAUGGUCGAUCCUGUGCGCAAAUAUCAUCUUCUUGGCUGGUUCGGUCAUCCAAUGUGCGGCAGAAAAUGUCGCAAUGUUGUUUGUUGGACGCCUUGUGUUUGGCUGCGCAGUCGGUAUGCUGGCGAUGGUUGUUCCGCUCUACCUGUCCGAGCUGGCGCCUCCUAAUAUUAGAGGAGCGUUGGUGGCUCUCCAGCAACUCUCGAUUACCGUCGGUAUUAUGUGUAGCUUUUGGAUUAACUACGGAACGCAGUAUAUUGGCGGAACUGGUGCGGGACAGUCCCAGGCUGCUUGGCGAACACCCCUUGCAUUACAGUGCGUGCCAUCGGCCAUUCUCGCAGUUGGCACUUUCUUUCUCCCCUACAGUCCUCGGUGGUUGAUGAAUCAAGGUCGGGAAGAUGAAGCGUUGCAGACACUCGUGCGACUGAGGAGAGUUCCUAUCAGUGACUAUCGUGUUACGAUUGAAUUUCUUGAAAUCAAGGCUGCGCGUCUGUUCGACCAGCAAACCAAAAUUGACAAGUAUGGGGGAGGUCAGUCGGAGUUCUAUGUCGCUUUGCAGCAGUACAAGGAACUCUUUACUGUCAGCCAUCUAAGAAAGCGAACCAUGGUUGCUUGUCUGCUUCAAGUCCUUCAGCAAUUUACAGGCAUCAAUGCCAUCAUCUACUAUGCCCCCCAGUUCUUCGAGGCUAUUGGGCUCAGCGGUAACUCUGUGAAUCUCCUGGCUACGGGUGUAGUGGGUAUUGUUUUCUUCUUCUCUACCAUCCCGGCGGUCAUGUACUUAGAUCGAUGGGGUCGGAGGAAGACACUGAUGCUGGGUGCUGCCGGUAUGUCCGUUGCUCAGUUAGUCGUGGCAACUUUAUACGCAGUGUAUAAGAGUACAUUCUCGCAACACCCGGCAGCUGGAUGGGCUGCAUGUGUAUUCGUCUGGAUCUAUAUCGCGACUUUCGCUUUCAGCAUAGCCUGCGUCAACUGGAUCAUGCCCUCGGAGAUGUUCCCACCCGCGACGCGAGGCAAGGCCGUCGGAGUCGCCAUCGCAUUCAACUAUCUGUCCAACUUCAUUGUUGCGCUCAUCACACCUAGAAUGCUAAAGUCCAUCACUUUCGGGACGUUCUAUUUCUUCCUGGUGUUUUGCAUUACGCUCGGCGUGUGGACCUACUUCUGCGUUCCGGAGACUAAGGGUGUUCCCAUCGAGGAGAUGGAUAAACUCUUUGGUGGCAAUGAUGCCGAGGCUGAUUUGGACCGCAUUGCUGAAAUUCGAUCCCGUAUUGGCCUUGCGCCGAAUGGAGACACGGAUGCUAUUCUUGAGGGCAAGGACAUCGUGACCCAUAUCGAGUCUGUUGGCUGCACUAAAUGA
Messenger RNA from Penicillium daleae, 1689 nucleotides. Its product is annotated as sugar porter family MFS transporter. The transcript has 5 exons. The record is from RefSeq and is a predicted model, not a curated record. The annotation marks the transcript as partial. Gene Ontology annotation, cellular component: membrane. Gene Ontology annotation, molecular function: carbohydrate:proton symporter activity. Gene Ontology annotation, biological process: carbohydrate transport; transmembrane transport. Lineage: Eukaryota; Fungi; Ascomycota; Eurotiomycetes; Eurotiales; Aspergillaceae.